Molecule: messenger RNA, 507 nt
Organism: Musca vetustissima
Lineage: Eukaryota; Metazoa; Arthropoda; Insecta; Diptera; Muscidae
Exons: 2
Coding region: 1-507 (168 amino acids)
Source: RefSeq, a predicted model, not a curated record
AUGGUUGCAAUUGAGGAUUAUAUUGUGGACGAUUAUCCGACAGAUCCUACUCCACCAUCUGCCCUGAUAAAACCAAUCGAUCUGAAAAACAUAGGAUAUUUACAAAAAAUUCCCACACAUGUUGAUUGUCCCGCCUGUCGGGCGGUAGGCAUGAGUGUGGUGCGUUUAGAGGCGGUAACUUGUUUGCAAAAAUUUCUCAAGGCCACCAAUUUGUGUAAAACUGCCGAAAGCCGUUAUGACAUCAAUCAUUACUGCAAUGCCUGUGGUUGUUAUAUUGGCCGUUAUGUGGCCAUAAAUUGUGCCGAACGUUGUUUGUCGAAACAGGCUCGCAAAAAGGCAGCUGCCGACAACUUAACUUUGCGGGAAGAAUCGAAAAAUUGGGCUAAGAAAAUUCAAGAAUCGCGAGAGAGAGUAUUAGCCAAUAUGGCCAAGGAGCGAACGGAAAGGAAGCAAAAAGAAAAGUCAGCAACUGAUGAUGGAAAUGAAAAGGAAGAAGAAAACAAAUAA